AUGCCGGGCCCUGCGCGAGCGUCAUAUGCGGGGCCGAGAGUCGAAAGUGCAUGUAGACAGCUAGCACCACAAGAAUUUCCUAUCGCCGGGCCUGAGACGGUUGCCCCAGUUGCCACUCCAAAAGGCAAUCCCUGAAAUUCAAUGGCUUCGUGUCUGAAAACACUCCGUGGUGAAUUCCACCUAAGGCAAUUCGGAUUCGGUGGCAUCCAGAAAGAGAGAUUCACUGCUUCUCAGUGGCGAAUCCCCAGCUGGUUGUACUUAACGUACCGUUUCGUGACGAUGGCAUACGCUUUCCUCUGGCUUAUCUACACCGCUUACCACGAUCAAGCCCCUCAGCCCUGGGGCACAUACUUGACGAACUGGACCUACAGUCUCCUAACCAUUUACCUGACCCUCCACUUCCUGACAGCUUUCUAUGAGCACGUGCGAUGCGGAUGCCUGGGUCAAGGCCGGACCUGCUACGCGUCCCUGGGAAGGGCGAGCGUGGAGAAGCACGUGAGCAUGUUCGUUGAGCCCGCGGCGGCGGGAAGCGUGCCGAGAGAGAACUUCGAGUGCGGUACUGACGACAAUUCGCGAGACAAAUUCGUGGAGGUGCCGACGGAGCCGCCUCUAGCCGCCGCUGUGGGCAGGCCUCCCUGGUACCUGUGCGUCGUGUGGGCGCUAUUUUCGACCGUGUCCACCUCUGCUGUCAUGGUGACCAUCUUGUUCUUCGCCUAUGUCUUCCCCACCAUGAAGAACGCAACCAUGACCUCCGCCGACACCCUACAACUGCACCUGUUCAACUCUGUCAUCAUAAUCGCUGAACAAAUGUUAACGGCCAUCCCCUGCCGACUCCUGCACAUUAUCUACCCACUAAUUUAUGGAAUAAUCUACGUAUUGUUUUCCUUGCUGUAUUGGGCUGUCGACCACAACAAUGUUGUCUAUUCCGUUUUGAAUUGGAACAAUCCUGGGAAGACGAUAGGCUUCGCAAUUUUCGUCUUCGCCGUGUUUACGCCGUCAGUCCAUAUUUUCUUCUUUUUUCUGUCUCGGUUGAAAAUGUACAUCUUCCAUUACGUCUACCAAGCGGAGUUGAAUCAAAAUUGGCAUUAAAGUGUGCGAAGAGUUAACACGCAAUACCCAUCUCUCCAUUUGUUUCUCUUGGCAAAAUAAAGAAGUAAAUGUAAUAAAAGCAUAAAAUAGCGUUAGUAAAGACGCAAUGCGUAUCCCUCGAGACGGAUAGAAUCCACUACCAAGAUAUAUAUAUACGUGGUAUUUUUUAAUGAUUCAGGCUUCUGGCCCAAGUUCAUAGAGGGUAAAACAAGAUGAUACACAAUAUUUACCACGCUCACCACAAGACCUUCACUCAUGCUUGUGUAACCGGGAUGCCCUUUGUUUUAAACAUUUAAUAAACUUAAAUGCUUCCGAUACUCGAUUUAGCCAAACACUUCCAACACCAUACCUAAAAAGAAUAAGGAAUCUGCUAAUCUUAGAUACCCAGUUUUCUUCCCAUCAUUGUCCAGUCGUUCUAACAUUUUGAAAGUUCUCCAUGGCAGUCUAUGCUGCUCCAUCUGUUAUUUUUAUCCAGUAUCUCACACAACUUAUGUAUAUGUUAAAGAAAAGUGAGCAUUUGGAAGAUACAUGUACAUGUACCCACUUUUCGUAUAUCAUCAUGUGCCCACACUCAAAAUCUUUUCACUUCAGAUGUAUGCACUUUUUUCAAUUUCCAUACAAACUUUUUCACUUAGGCCCCACACUUCUACUCUAUAACAUUAGAUUGAUCUGACUUGCAUAUGUAAUAACCCAUUCACAGAAUGGUUGCUUAUCUUGUAUAAUGUAUUAAUAAUGCAAAAUUCUUCUCUAUUGGGCGUAGCAGUUAGGUCUUCAGAUGCACGGGAAAACCUUAGCCCAGUGGAGAAAUAAAGGUCUAAAUAUUAAUGUGUAUUAAUCACAUUCAUUAUACUUCCAUAAAGCCAUUUUUCAUUCGUUGCUAAGAAUACCUUUUUCUAAAAAACAACAAAAUUACUCUUAUUUAGCUUAACAUUUAGGCUAAGCGUUUCUGAUGCUUUAUGUAAUGUGUUUAGUUGAUUCUAUAAUCCUAUGUUUUUGACAUCAAUUCAGUAUCAUCUGAAAAUAAAGUGAUAAAUAUUUCCAUAAAAUCAUAUGAAAAAGUUGCCCAUGUUUUCCAUUUUUCAUGCUUUCUAAAGCUAGCUCAUUAAUAAAAAGCGAGAAAAAUAUAGGGCUACGCAUCUCCUUGCUUAGCACCCUUUGUACACUCCGUGAAGUAGCCUCCACAUUUGACACGGGCAUUAACCGAUUGGUACAUAUUUUGAAUGCUUUUGUGUAACUUUCCACGCUGUAUAUCCCCGAGAGAGAGAAAGAGAAAGGUUUUAGAAAGAAUUACCUCCCAUAAAAUUUGCCAGUUCUGUAAGUUUUGCCUUUGUUAUCUCAGUAGGGGACUGCUGUCGUUCAUAAGUUCCAUUUUGUCUGAGAUCAGACACGGGUAUUUGCAGACCAGGUUUAUUAUUAAGAUAAUGUUAUGGCCAGAUUGAUUGAGACUCAAGUAGCUGAAUAGAUUAUGACUUAAACCGUAGUUAAUAGUUAUCAAUAGUGAGGAUAAGUUUAAGGAAGAAUUCAGAAGGAGCUGUGUCGUGUAGUCAAAUUAUGAACCUAAAACAGCACUAACAGUGGACGGGCAGGAAGCCACUGACCAAUACUUCGAUUAACUCCCACUAUGUGGGCUUAACACAUUUCCGAUAAUAAGAUCCAAUAACAAGGAUUUCCAUUCUUGUUUCUCUGGCCAAAGACAGCCCCUUCUCGAAGCUUUAUGAAAUAUUUGCUGAUGCUGAGACGUUUUUGGAUCGCUAUAUGUAUUGUAUUUUUCGUUUUGUUUUCCCGUUUUCUUUCGCAUAAUUUUGGCUUUUUUGCCACCCUUGAUUUUGCAAUGAUUUUUGAGUAUUGUAAGGACACAGUAGCUUCGGGGAAGAAAGUUAUUUUGACUUUUUAUGAGAUAUGAAAAAGUAAUAAACCAUUAAUUUUUCAGUACCAUAA
Molecule: messenger RNA, 3027 nt
Organism: Pomacea canaliculata
Lineage: Eukaryota; Metazoa; Mollusca; Gastropoda; Architaenioglossa; Ampullariidae
Exons: 3
Coding region: 142-1089 (315 amino acids)
Cellular component (GO): membrane
Source: RefSeq, a predicted model, not a curated record